UACAACCUUGAUUUCAUCUCUGUCCCAUCAUGGUGUAUGGGCAGAUCCUGCACCGAUGCGGCCCGGACGAGAACCUCCUCAACCUGAACGUGGGAGGUUUCAAGCAGAAAGUCUCUCGCUCUUUGCUCCAGCGCUUCCCACACACUCGUCUCGGACGUUUGCUCCUCUGCAGCUCAGAGUCGGCCAUUCUGGAGUUAUGCGACGACUACAGCGUGAACGAGCACGAAUUCUACUUCGACCGUAACCCGCGCUUCUUUCGCUACGUGCUGAACUUUUACCACACAGGUAAGAUCCAUCUGAUGGAGGAGCUUUGUGUGUUUAGCUUCAGCCAGGAACUCGAGUACUGGGGCAUCAAGGAGCUUUACCUGGAUUCAUGCUGCAGCAACAAGUUCCACGAGCAGAAGGAAGGUGAAAAGGAUCACGACUGGGACCGGAACGAGGAUGAGCAGCUUCAAGAGAGCUUUGAUUCCUCCAUGGAGGAGCUUUCAGAGCUGGAUAAGGACGUGGAGAAGUUUGAAGGCACCUGGUGCUCGGAGAAGCGUAAGCAGCUGUGGCUGAGGUUGGAGAAUCCGGGGCAUUCGCUCACAGCUAAGCUGCUAGCCGUGGUUUCUCUGAGCGUGGUUCUGAUCAGCAUCGCGGCCAUGUGUGUUCACAGCAUGCCCGAGUUCCACCAAGUGGAUGCGAACGAAAGAGCCAUGGAAGAUCCGGUUCUAGCCGCAUUUGAGACCUUUUGCGUGCUCUGGUUCACUUUCGAGUUUGUGGUACGCUUAGUGGUAGCGCCGUGCCUCCGUAAGUUUGCCAGCAACGCUUUGAACAUCAUAGAUUUUGUCUCGGUGAUACCGUUUUAUGCCACAUUAGCACUGGAAACAGCAGAUGCCGAGGAAAGCGAGGAGCUGGAGAACGUCGGGAAGGUGGUGCAGAUCCUGAGGCUCAUGCGCAUCUUUAGGAUACUGAAGUUAGCGCGUCACUCUGUGGGUCUCCGAUCCCUCGGGGCGACUUUGCGUCACAGCUACCACGAGGUCGGCCUCCUCGUCCUCUUCCUCUCCGUCGGGAUUUCCAUCUUCUCUGUGCUCGUGUACUUCGCAGAGAGAGAUGACGAUGAAUCCGAGCUCCAGACGAUACCCAUCGGGUGGUGGUGGGCCACGAUUAGCAUGACUACAGUCGGAUACGGAGACACCUAUCCUGUCACGCUAGCCGGGAAGCUCAUCGGGACUCUGUGCAUCGUGUGUGGCCUCCUAGUGGUGGCGCUGCCCAUCACCAUCAUCUUCAACAAGUUCUCUAAGUAUUACGAGAGACAGAAAGCUCUGGUGGAGUCGGAUCAGUAUGAAAGCAACUUAAAAAUUCCUAUUCCAGGGAUUCCUAUAUUCAGCAUGAACGAUCUUUAUGCUAACGGUAAUGCGAUUAACUCACUUUUGGACAGUUUGUCCACCAGAAGUAGCACAGGAAGUGAAAGGGACGAUAAAGACAAUCAGGACAGUGAAGAUGGAACUUGGGUUACUUCAUGA
This is a messenger RNA of Clarias gariepinus (North African catfish), 1505 nucleotides long. It is a transcript of the gene kcns3a, whose product is annotated as potassium voltage-gated channel, delayed-rectifier, subfamily S, member 3a. Gene Ontology annotation, cellular component: voltage-gated potassium channel complex; membrane. The coding region runs from base 30 to 1505 and encodes 491 amino acids. Gene Ontology annotation, biological process: protein homooligomerization; potassium ion transmembrane transport. The record is from RefSeq and is a predicted model, not a curated record. Gene Ontology annotation, molecular function: protein binding; voltage-gated potassium channel activity. NCBI's taxonomy places the organism in Eukaryota, Metazoa, Chordata, Actinopteri, Siluriformes, Clariidae. The transcript has a single exon.